AUGGCACUCUUUCGCCUCACAUUCCCAUCACUCUCCCGAUCCAGCCCCCGAUGGACUGAGCACUUGACCAAAGAAGAGGUCGAAGAGUUCUCCGCUCCUCACUCAGACAGUAUCAUCCUCCUCGAAUCUUUCCUUAUCGCGCACGGCAUAGAUAUCACAGGCGACGCGCUCGAACACCCGCAAAUGAUUGGAUCUCACUCAAGACCACCAUUGAAAUUUCAGAGAAACUUCUCGACACAACCUAUUCAAUAUAUGCAAACCACUGCGAUUCGCACAACAUCAUAUAGUUUUCCUGCUCACCUUCACGACCAUAUCGACGUCGUUCAGCCUACGAACUUCUUCCCUUCUGGUCGACCUCUCUUGUCAUCUUUGAUAGUUGACGAUGGCUCCUUCAACCAGCAAAGCGGUCCCGCCCCAGCCCCAGUACCACAACCAAACAUGUCGCUCCCAGAGCUCAAAACGCUCUAUCGCACCGAUGCGUACAAGGCUAAAGGAACGCGAAGUUCAAUCGGUAUCACCGAAAAACUGUAUAAACUAAAAUAUGAUGUUAUGUACCUCGAGCAAUAUGCGAACCUUGCUGACCUUAAACAGUUUUUCUAUCGUCCAGCACUGAAGAGUACUCUCCAUGUAGAGCUUAUCAACGGAGCAAUCAACUCUCAGAACAUUUCCGAGGCUGGCAUCGAGGCUGAUUUGGAUGUCCAAUUCGCGGGAGGGAUCUCGGUGAGCUACCUCACCUCUGCGCAAUGGGGAUUCCGGGCUACUCAAUCACCCCUUGAAAUCUGUUUUGAUGGCAGUACCCUGUCAAGCAAAUACAUAUGGUUGCGGCCAAAUACGAGCCGGAGCAUCAGCUAUGAGGAUAACGGCAAUGAACCCUACGACGUUUUUCUCACUUACCUCCUUAGGGAGAAAACAAAGGAUCUUCCUCAAGUGUUGACUACCAGUUAUGGUGAGGAUGAGGAUACAGUUCCGAUCAACUACGCCCGACGUGUGUGCAAGCUUUACGCUGCACUGGGGACGCGGGGUGUUAGCGCUCUGCAUGCCUCGGGCGAUGGAGGUGUAGGCCGCGUGGGGGAAACAGGAGCUUGUUUCACCCCCAAUAGGUUCGUGCCUAUCUUCCCUGUCGUGCUGCUUGAAGCGUCACGACUGACGUACCAAAUUCCCGGAACAACAGUUCGCUCCUCCGGAGGGGGGUUUAGUGAUUACUUCCCCCGCCCAUGGUACCAACACCGUGCAGUACCGAGAUACCUUAAAACACUCGGAAGCACGUAUGAAGGAUUGUUCAACAAGAAUGGGAGAGCCUAUCCUGAUGUUGCGGCUCAGGGCUAUCGGUAUCUUAUCGUGUAUCAAGGGAAAGUCAUACGUGUCUCGGGUACGAGCGCUUCGACACCUACUUUUGCUGCGAUAAUCGCGCUCUUAAACGAUGCUCUACUCUCCAAAGGUCGCAGACCCCUCGGAUUUCUCAACCCGUGGAUUUACUCUCUCAAACCGGGCAUCCUGAACGACAUCACUACGGGUAGCAACCCAGGUUGUGGAACGACAGGGUUCAAUGCGACGAGAGGUUGGGACCCUGCAACUGGAUUUGGAACGCCUGAUUUGCCGAGACUUCUUAAGGCACUUAAGCUUUGA
Molecule: messenger RNA, 1626 nt
Organism: Cantharellus anzutake
Lineage: Eukaryota; Fungi; Basidiomycota; Agaricomycetes; Cantharellales; Hydnaceae
Product: peptidase S8/S53 domain-containing protein
Exons: 12
Coding region: 1-1626 (541 amino acids)
Biological process (GO): proteolysis
Molecular function (GO): serine-type endopeptidase activity; tripeptidyl-peptidase activity
Source: RefSeq, a predicted model, not a curated record